Molecule: messenger RNA, 957 nt
Organism: Penicillium malachiteum
Lineage: Eukaryota; Fungi; Ascomycota; Eurotiomycetes; Eurotiales; Aspergillaceae
Product: 3-hydroxyacyl-CoA dehydrogenase family protein
Exons: 3
Coding region: 1-957 (318 amino acids)
Biological process (GO): fatty acid metabolic process
Molecular function (GO): NAD+ binding; oxidoreductase activity, acting on the CH-OH group of donors, NAD or NADP as acceptor
Source: RefSeq, a predicted model, not a curated record
AUGUUUGCUACUUCUCUUCGUUCAUUCUGUCACAAUGGCCCUAGAGCGGCCCGCAACUUUAGCUCCACGGCUGCUACAAAGGCAGCCGAGGUCAAGUCGUUGGGUGUAAUCGGUGCCGGUCAGAUGGGCCUAGGAAUUGCUCUUGUGGCUGCACAGAAGGCCCAGGUCCCUGUAACUCUGGUUGAUAGCUCUCAAGCCUCCUUGGAUAAGGGUCUCAAGUUUGCUGACAAGCUUCUUGAGAAAGAUGUCUCAAAGCAGCGUAUUACCCGAGAAGCCGCCGAUGCGGCCCGUGGGCUUCUUACCACGAGUUUGAAGCUCGACGAUCUAUCCUCGGUUGAUUUUGUUAUUGAGGCUGUCCCCGAAAAUCCAGACCUGAAACAGUCCAUUUUCUCUCAACUCGCCCAGAUUGCUCCCAAGCAUGCUAUUCUGGCAACUAACACUUCCUCAAUCUCUAUCACCAAGAUCGCGGCUGCCACAACCACCGAUCCGACAGACCUGCAGGCCCCAUCGCGGGUCAUUUCUACCCACUUUAUGAACCCAGUCCCCAUUCAGAAAGGAGUUGAGAUUAUCCGAGGCUUGCAGACCUCUCAGGAAACCAUGGAAACUGCCAUCGCAUUUGUGGAGCGCAUGGGCAAGGUAGCGUCGGUUUCUGCGGAUUCUCCUGGCUUCCUGGCCAAUCGUAUCCUCAUGCCUUACAUCAAUGAGGCUAUUAUCUGUUUGGAGACAGGUGUUGGUGGUCGUAAUGAUAUUGACAAUAUCAUGAAGACGGGUACCAAUGUUCCCAUGGGCCCACUGACACUGGCUGAUUUCAUUGGUCUGGACACCUGUCUAGCGAUUAUGAACGUCCUUCAUCAAGAGUCUGGAGAUAGCAAGUACAGGCCUGCUGGCCUUCUGCGUCGGAUGGUAGAUGCUGGUUGGUUGGGAAAGAAAUCUGGGAAGGGCUUCUACGAUUAUUGA